AUGCUGAGCUACCCAUCAUGCUCUGUAGGAAAACAGCUAUUUAUAAAGAUAGAGUUGGCAAAUCAGACCAUGGUGCCAUUUUACAUACUGAAGGGUAUCUCUGAUGUCCCUGAACUUCAGACUAUGAUAUUUCUUCUGGUUCUUCUCAUAUAUCUCAUCACCCUUGGUGGAAAUAUGACUAUUUUUCUGCUUAUCUGCCUGGAUAAUCAGUUGCACACACCUAUGUAUUUCUUUCUAGGAAAUUUAUCUCUCCUGGACAUGUGUUGUACAACUCUCACUCUACAUAAGGUCCCUCUGAACUACAUAUCAGGGGAUAACAGUGUUUCUUUACCCGCUUGUAUGACACAGAUGUAUUUAAUUCCAUCUUUAAUGGCUGAUGAACUGUUAGUAAUCACUGGCAUGAGUUUUGAUCGUUAUGUUGCCAUCUGUAACCCUUUGCGCUAUCAUAUGAUCAUGAACCGUAGACUAUGUGGUCUGUUGGCGACCAUCUGUUGGGUACUUGGGUUUAUUUAUAUUAUUCCUUACAUCAUCCUGUUAUUACGUUUUACUUGCUAUACUGCUAAUGUAAUAAACCACUUUUAUUGUGAUCUUGUCCCCUUAAUUAAGAUGUCGUGCAGUGAUACCACUGCUCUUGAACUUGUUAUUCAGUUUGAGGGAACCUUGCUUGGCGUUUUGAUCCCUAUUUCUCUAACCUUUAUUUCUUACAUUCUUAUCAUUGCUGCCAUUCUGAGAAUUAGUUCUAGCACCGGGAGACGUAAAUCCUUCUACACGUGUUCCUCACACCUCACAGUUGUCAUUCUUCUAUACACCACUCUCAUCUGCCAAUACCUGACUCCAACCUCAAUGGACAGCUUGGAUUAUAACAAGCUGUUUUCUCUUUUUAUUGUAGCUGUCGUCCCCAUGCUCAAUCCCAUGAUAUAUAGCUUAAAAAAUAAAGAUGUAAAAGCAGCACUGAAACGGAGAUUGAAGUUAUUGUAA
This is a messenger RNA of Bombina bombina (fire-bellied toad), 978 nucleotides long. RefSeq names its product olfactory receptor 5M11-like. The record is from RefSeq and is a predicted model, not a curated record. Gene Ontology annotation, molecular function: G protein-coupled receptor activity; olfactory receptor activity. NCBI's taxonomy places the organism in Eukaryota, Metazoa, Chordata, Amphibia, Anura, Bombinatoridae. Bases 1 to 978 code for a protein of 325 amino acids. The transcript is spliced from 2 exons. Gene Ontology annotation, biological process: G protein-coupled receptor signaling pathway. Gene Ontology annotation, cellular component: membrane.